This is a messenger RNA of Impatiens glandulifera, 2734 nucleotides long. RefSeq names its product alpha-L-fucosidase 2-like. Gene Ontology annotation, molecular function: alpha-L-fucosidase activity. The transcript has 10 exons. Gene Ontology annotation, biological process: carbohydrate metabolic process. Lineage: Eukaryota; Viridiplantae; Streptophyta; Magnoliopsida; Ericales; Balsaminaceae. Bases 14 to 2500 code for a protein of 828 amino acids. The record is from RefSeq and is a predicted model, not a curated record.
AUAUUUUUUGAAAAUGGAAAAAGGAGAAGAAGAAGAAGACUGGAUUCUGGUGAGGAAACCGGAUUUAUUCUCUGAAAAUGAAAUAACAGAAGAGCCUCUGAAAAUCCAUUUCAAUGAACCGGCCAAACACUGGACCGACGCACUCCCCAUUGGAAAUGGCCGGCUCGGAGCAAUGGUCUGGGGCAACAUUCUUUCAGAAACUCUCAAUCUCAACGAAGACACUCUUUGGACCGGAAUUCCGGGGAACUACACCAACCCAGAUGCUCCGGCAGCUUUAUCGGCCGUCAGAAAACUUGUCGACGAUGGAAAAUAUGCUCAAGCUACUGAUUCCGCCGUCAAAUUAUCCGGCAACCCUUCUGAUGUUUAUCAACUUCUGGGUGAUAUGAUUAUUGAAUUCGAUGAUUCUCACUCACAAUACAACAAAGAGACGUAUAUAAGGGAGCUGGAUUUGAACACGGCGAAAGUAAAAGUAACAUACUCUGUUCUCGACAAUGAAUACACUCGAGAACAUUUCAUUUCAAAUCCUGAUCAAGUCAUCGUCACAAAGAUUUCAGCAAGCAAAUCUCGAUCCAUCUCUUUUAAAGUUUCACUAAACAGCAAGAUGAUUCAUAAUAGCUCGAAUUUUCCAAUUGGGAAGAAUCGUAUUCUUCUGAAAGGUAGUUGUCCAGGUUCAAGAAAUGAACCGGAGGACAGUACUAAGGGAGGAAUUCAGUUCUCUGCUGUUCUUGAUUUGGAAAUAAGCGAUGGGUUUGGAUCCAUUUAUAUUGUGGACGACGAAAACACGAAGAAGCUGAGAGUUGAGGGUGCUGAUUGGGCUGUUAUUCGAUUGACAGCCUCUUCUUCCUUUGAAGGACCGUUUGUAAAGCCAUUGGAUUCGAAAAAGGAUCCUACUUUAGAAUCUGUUAGAACCAUGGAUUCGAUAAAGGAAUUAUCCUACAAUGAAGUUUAUGCAAGGCACUUGGAUGAUUACCAAAACCUGUUUCAUCGAGUAUCGCUUCAGCUAUGGAAAAGCGGUAAUGUUGUUAAAGAUCUUCAUGAUUCGGUUGCUAUUUCGACUUCCGAAAGAGUGAAAAGUUUUGGUGAAGAUGAAGAUCCUUCCUUAGUUGAGCUUCUUUUUCAAUAUGGUCGUUAUUUGCUCAUUUCUUGUUCAAGACGUGGAGCACAAGUUGCCAAUUUGCAGGGCAUAUGGAACAAAGACAUUCAACCACCAUGGGAUGGGGCACAACAUCUGAAUAUCAAUCUACAGAUGAAUUAUUGGCCAUCUCUGUCUUGCAAUCUUGAAGAGUGUCAAGAGCCGCUGUUUGAUUACAUAUCAUGUUUGUCGUUAAAUGGGAGUAAAACAGCGAAAGUUAACUACGAAGCAGACGGAUGGGUGGCUCACCAAGUGUCGGAUUUAUGGGCGAAAACAUCACCAGACAGUGGUUUAGCCUUAUGGGCUUUGUGGCCAAUGGGUGGGGCUUGGCUUUGUACUCAUCUAUGGGAACAUUAUUCCUUUACUAUGGACAAAGAUUUCCUUAAACAAAAGGCAUAUCCGUUGAUUAAAGGUUGUAGUUUGUUUCUAUUGGACUGGCUGAUUGAAGGGCAUGAUGGGUAUUACAACUAUCUUGAGACUAAUCCAUCAACUUCGCCUGAACAUAUGUUUACUGCUCCUGGUGGGAAGCCUGCCAGUGUUAGUUAUUCUUCAACUAUGGACAUGGCAAUCAUCAAAGAAGUCUUCUCCAUAGUUGUUAGUGCUGCUAAGAUUUUGGGUAGAAGCGAAGAUGAUGAUUUGGUAAGUAGGGUUUUGAAAGCUCAGUCGAAACUUCCACCAACAAGAAUUUCCAGAGACGGUUCCAUCAUGGAAUGGGCACUAGACUUUGAGGACCCGGAUGUGCAUCAUCGACAUGUUUCUCACUUAUUCGGCUUGUUUCCAGGGCACACGAUAACUCCAGAGAAAAAUCCUGACCUGUGUAAAGCAGCAGAAAAUACGCUCUACAAAAGAGGGGAGGAAGGGCCAGGAUGGUCAACAACAUGGAAAGCUGCUUUGUGGGCUCGCCUUCGCAACAGCGAACACGCUUAUAGAAUGGUCAAGCGAUUAUUCAUCUUGGUGGAUCCAGAAAACGAGUCUGCUUAUGAAGGAGGACUUUACAGUAACCUAUUCACAGCUCAUCCUCCCUUCCAAAUCGAUGCCAACUUUGGAUUUCCUGCAGCUGUAGCGGAAAUGCUUGUUCAGAGCACAAUGCAUGAUCUCUACUUGUUGCCUGCUCUUCCUCGUGACAAAUGGGCCAAUGGAUGCGUCAAAGGCUUGAAGGCUCGAGGAGGUGUGACCGUUAACAUAAGGUGGAACGAAGGCAAUGUUCAUCAGGUGAGAAUUUGGUCGAGAGAUUGCAAUGCCAUCCGAAGAAUUCAUUACAGAAAAAUCACAAUAACUGCCACUUUAUUGGCUGGAAGAGUUUAUACGUUUAACACGCAGUUGAAAUGUGUUGAAACCUAUAGCAUGUUGAAUUCAGAUUUCUUCUGAAGUAGAACGUAUACAAAGAACACAAAACAUGUGAUGAAAGUCGAACUACAAUAAUCGAGCCUAAGAAAUAGUUUUAACAUUUUAAGUAACAUAUGUAGUAGGCCAAGCAAUGUAUUCAAUCGGAAUGUUUGUUGAAUUGUAUAAUGAUAUAAUGUAUUCAGCCAGAGUAUUUUUUAUGCGUCCACGACAAAACAUGAAAGUCACACAUUUCUUAGGAAAAAUCAUACCAAAUUA